Cylicocyclus nassatus is the source of this 543-nucleotide messenger RNA. Lineage: Eukaryota; Metazoa; Nematoda; Chromadorea; Rhabditida; Strongylidae. The record is from the annotation of a GenBank genome assembly.
AUGCCAGUAUCUUCGGAUCUCAUUGAAAGAAUGCACUACAAGCGCAGAUCAUCUUUUGUACAAGAGCAACGAUUUAAACAAGCAUCUGAACCUCUUGAAGAAGUCGAAGUUGACAUUGCAGAAGGACCAACUGUGUCUUCACCUCGGCGAAAGUCGGCGAGCGUUUGCGUUGCGAUGAUAACGAUAAAGCCUGAAAUGAACACAGUCAACUAUCAACGUCCUCACCAAAACACGGUGCCGCGUAAAGUUGGAACUUCGCGAUUUAUCGUCGAAAGAAAUUGUCAGCCAUUCAACGUUCAAGAACUGCAAAGUGUAAGGCUGCGAGGACUCUCUACCUCGGAAGUUUUCCACGAACCACCUAAGAUGUACGUUUACCGCGAACGACCAACCCCGUACGUUCAUCGCAAUCCAAGAAAAAAGAAGACCUUUAUGGAGUUCGUCAAGAAAAGAAAGCAUACUAUCUGUGCUUGGUCAUUUGGCAUAUUCGCACUUGCUUUGAUGGCUACGAUAAUUGCUUUGCAAAGCAAGGGAGACUUCAGCUGA